Molecule: messenger RNA, 1225 nt
Organism: Globicephala melas (long-finned pilot whale)
Lineage: Eukaryota; Metazoa; Chordata; Mammalia; Artiodactyla; Delphinidae
Source: RefSeq, a predicted model, not a curated record
GGUGAACGUCGUGCGGCUGACCAUAUUUCUCAUAUACACGUGGUAAGGAAAUUACAGCUAAAAUCAAACAUUGAUAGAGGAGGAGUAUUCCAAACAGUGGUUUUGGGAAGACAUGAAAUCCAGGAACCUUUUUACCUCUCGAAAAUACAGGAGAAUAUGUUUGACUUUGGAUUUCAGUGGAGACAUGAUGAAAGGAAUUACAGAAAUAUCCCUACAUCCCAUAACCAAAAUGUCACUGAUAGAAGAAGUCAACAUGGUGGAAGGGAUGCGGGAAACAACCAUAUUGGAAAUAGACUUGUGUUAAGCCUUCAGGAUGAACUGCAUAUGUUUAAAAGUAAACAGAAAAUUGAUGAUUUUAAUAAAGCUAAGAAGAGUAUCAGCAGUACUUCCUCAUUUUCACCAGUUGAAGGAAUUUCUCCUCCUGUCCAAACCAACAUUUCUAAUAUAUAUUUUAUGCAUCCUUCAAUACUGACACAAGACCAGAGCCCACACAGGGAAAUACCUUACAAUGAGUAUGGCAAAAUGUUUCGUCAGGGCUCAAAUCUCAGGAGUCAUCAGAGAAUCCAUAUAGGAGAGAAAUUACAUAAAUGUGAUGUAUGUGACAAGGUCUUUAGCCGAAAUUCAGAUCUUGUAAUUCAUCAAAGAAUUCAUACUGGAGAGAAACCUUACAAAUGUAAUGAGUGUGGCAAGGUCUUUAGUACAAAAGGAAAGCUUUCAGUUCAUCAGAGAAUUCAUACUGGAGAAAAACCUUACAAAUGUAAUGAGUGUGGUAAAACCUUUAAUCAGAGCUCAAUCCUCACUCGACAUCGGAUAAUCCAUACAGGAGAGAAAUUACAUAAAUGUGAUGUGUGUGACAAGGUCUUUAGUCAAAAUUCAGACCUUGUAAUUCAUCAAAGGGUUCAUACUGGAGAGAAACCUUAUGAAUGUAACGAGUGUGGCAAGGUCUUUAGUCAGAAAAGAAAGCUUUCAGUUCAUCAGAGAAUUCAUACUGGAGAGAAACCUUACAAGUGUAAUGACUGUGGUAAAACCUUUAAUCAGAGCUCAACCCUCACUCGACAUCGGAUAAUCCAUACAGGAGAGAAAUUACAUAAAUGUGAUGUGUGUGCCAAGGUCUUUAGUCAAAAUCCAGACCUUGUAACUCAUCAGAGAAUUCAUACUGUGGAGAACGUAGUGUCUGUGGGAAAAUCUUUCUUUCUUCCUCAGGCAUCAGUAGGCAUGACAUAAU